This is a messenger RNA of Dromaius novaehollandiae (emu), 2535 nucleotides long. RefSeq names its product hyaluronan and proteoglycan link protein 3 (gene HAPLN3). The transcript is spliced from 5 exons. Bases 592 to 1758 code for a protein of 388 amino acids. Gene Ontology annotation, molecular function: hyaluronic acid binding. Gene Ontology annotation, cellular component: synapse; perineuronal net. The record is from RefSeq and is a predicted model, not a curated record. Gene Ontology annotation, biological process: positive regulation of neuroblast proliferation; cell adhesion; central nervous system development. Lineage: Eukaryota; Metazoa; Chordata; Aves; Casuariiformes; Dromaiidae.
CGCGAGGGGACCGUGCCGUGCGGACGAGCCCUGGCCGAGGGGCCCUCGCCGGCUGCCACAGGGCUUUGGGGGUCCCCCAGCGCCGCAGGGCUCUGCCCCACACCGAGGAGCAGCGGCGGCCCCGGGCUCUUCCCUCCUCUCUUCCACGCUCCGCUGCUGCCGUAAGCCGAGCUCAUGGCACGCUCCUCUCUGCCCCCACGCUGUCCUACGUGAUGUUUUCCCAGUGCUCCCAUUCACAGGAUGCCCCAGGAUCCUGUUUCCCUGCCGGGCUCAGCUCCCCCGUUAUUCCCUGCUCUGGCUCAGCUCCUCUCUCCAGGCUCCCUAAGCCACGAUGCCGCUGAGGCGUCGCAGUCUCCCCUUGUGGCCCGGGGCAGUUGCAUGGGCACGGGGACACCCCAAGCCGCUGUUGCCCGACUAGCAGAGCCGCUGGUGAAGACCCCGGUGAGCCGGGCUGGGGGCCAGGUGCACGGUGUGGCUGCGGUGGCUGUUUGCCAGCGAGGAUAAGGAAGGAGCGGGCAGGCGUGGGAGGCGCUGCCUGGCCAGCUCUGGCCCCACGGUGGCCCGGACCCCCCCCUGCAUCCUCCUCUCGCCAUGGGUGAGAUGCCGCACAGGGCACUUCCAAGCCUCUCCGUCAUCGCUCCUGGGCUGGGGCUGGACCUUCGCUGCCUGGCCAUGCUGCUGUUCCCGCUGCUCCUCGGGGCCACCCUGCUGUGCCUCGGCAGUGGCUCCUACCAGCGCCCCUUCUACAACGGCUUCUACUACAACCACGUCAUGAACGACAAGGGCGACAGCCAUGAAAAAACGGCGUACUUCAACGGGGCCAAGCUGGUGGUGGAGACCGCCAAAGACCCCGUCUACAGCUUCAAUGGUGCCAAUGUCACCUUGCCCUGCCACUACCACUACGAGCCUGACCUGGAGUCCAAGCGCAAGAUCCGCAUCAAGUGGUCCAAGUUGCGGGACGACUACACCAAGGAGCAGGACGUGCUGGUGGCCAUUGGCAAGACCUCCGUGGCCUUUGGGGACUUCCAGGGCCGUGCAAGCCUGCAGCAGGCCGGCCGACGGGAAGCCUCGCUGGUGGUCAGCGACCUGCGCCUGCAGGACGAUGGCAAAUACCGCUGCGAGGUGAUCGAUGGGCUGGAGGACGAGAGCAACGUGGUGGACCUCCGGCUGCAAGGCAUCGUCUUCCCCUACCAGCCUCCCCGCGGCCAGUACCGGCUCAACUUCCACGAGGCCGAGCAGGCCUGCCGGAAGCAGGGCGCCGUCGUGGCCACCUUCAGCCAGCUCCUGCAGGCCUGGAGCGAGGGGCUGGACUGGUGCAACGCGGGCUGGCUGGCCGACGGCACCGUGCAGUACCCCAUCCGGCUGCCCCGCAAGCCCUGCGGCGGGCUGCACCUCGCCCCCGGCAUCCGCAGCUACGGCCAGCGCCACCGCCACCUGCACCGCUUCGACGUCUUCUGCUUCUCCUCCACGCUCAGAGGGGAGGUCGUCUACCUGGAGCGCCCGGCCGGGAUGACCUUGGAGGAAGCCAAGCAGGCCUGCCAGGAUGCCGGUGCCGAGAUCGCCCGCGUGGGACAGCUCUACGCCGCCUGGAAGUUCCUGGGGCUGGACCGCUGCGAUGCCGGCUGGCUGGCGGACGGCAGCGUCCGCUACCCCAUCGCCAAGCCCCGGGCCAACUGCGGCCCGGCAGAGCCCGGCGUGCGCAACUUCGGCUUCCCCCGCACCGGCCGCUUUGGGGUCUUCUGCUACAAGGAGCGAUAAGGAGCCGCCCGACGCCCGCUCGGCCGGGGGACGUUUCAGCCUGACGGUGCCCGGUGUUUCCCGGGGCAGUUUCUGGGGUCACUGGGGAGGGAGUGUGUGUUUGGUGGGGGGGGGGGGGAGAGAUACUUCUUUUUGUUUUAUUUUGUUUUCUUGCUUUAUGUUUUCACACUUCUCGGAUGCAGCAGGGCCCUGGGCUGGGGCAUCUCGCUCAGCAGCCGCCCGCUACCCUGGCCGGGGCAGCGGGGCCACCCUGUCCAUCGGCAGUGCCGGUGCCUGGCCCCGUCAGACAGCCCCAGCCUGGGCCGGGCACGAGGACGAUGGCCGCCCCACGGUGGUACGUGGGCUAUUUCCACCCUCCCCCCCCUUCUUAGCCACCUCCACCCACGUGGCCUGGUGGCCCUGUCCCCACCAUGGCAGCCCAGCUGGAUGAGACCAGCUCAUGCCUGUCCCCAGACCCGUGGGGGGGUCCAGCCCCAUUGCUGGCCCCCAGCAGCCAGGCAGGAGCUCGCGGGGUGCAGCGAGGCGCUCUGGGAUUUGGAUGCAGGCUGGGACACGUGGGAGCAGGCACAUCCCAUCAUCCCGGCCCCGCUGACCGCCCCGGCGCUGCUGGAGGGUGCCACGGCGCCGGUCCCGGCGGGAGCACCCUGUGCCUUACUCGCCGUGUGCCCCUCGCCUGGGUGCUGCUUGGGCACUGGUGCCUUGUUCUUCAAGUGGUUUGUUACGAAAAGAUGUAUUUUCCUGGACCUCUUCUAAUAAAGCGUUGGAGAAAGGCCUGGA